UUCAUGGUGAAAAUCAUGUCUGAUGAUGCUGCGUCUGAUUAGCAUAUCUUGCUGUGAUUGGCUAAUUCACUGAGUAAACAGGCAUGUGGAUGUGCGCUGGGUCCUUGGGCAGUGCUGCUCUGUGAGCUACAUUAUGAAGUAGGCUCUGUGAUGGUAAGUUAACUAUCAAUAACUAGUCAGCUAUAAUUUAUUAUGCUAUUUUUUUAAGGUAAAACUUGAGUUUUUGCAGUGCAAGACUUUGUUUUUUUGUGGAAAAGCUUCCGUUAUGAUCAGAGGAUUCUCAUGGGUAUUGGUUUAGUCCUAUACACUGUGAGUCCCUCUGAUCUACUGUUUUAAAUAAUACUGCUUCAUGUUUUCUUUCACAGUUUAACAAAAGAAUUCCAUCUGUUCCUCUGUGUCUUUCAGUCUCCUCCUCAUUUCUCUCUCUCUCCACCCUUUUCUCUAUGACACUUCACCAAACACAGAAGCAGGAAGCCACUCCUACUCAGUUCAGAGGAAGCGAAACUGAUCUCAGAGAGCUGCUCUCUCUCAGUCUGUGAGGGCAGGAAAAUGGCCAGUAUUUCAAUAGAUCAGGACCAGUUCAGCUGUCCAGUCUGCCUGGCUCUGCUGAAGGACCCAGUGGCUAUUCCCUGUGGACACAGUUUCUGUAUGGUGUGUAUUAAUGGCUGCUGGGAUCAGGAGGAUCAGUGGGGGUUCUACAGCUGCCCCCAGUGCAGAGAGACCUUCACUCCAAAGCCUGUUCUACGCAGAAACAACAUGCUGGCUGAAGUGGUGGAGAAACUGAAGAAGACAGAACUCCAAGCUGGUUCUCCUGCUCUCUGUUAUGCUGGACCUGGAGAUGUGGAGUGUGAUUCCUGCACUGGGAGAAAACGCAAAGCCAUCAAGUCGUGUUUGGUGUGUCUGGCUUCUUACUGUGAAGCUCAUCUUAAACCUCACUAUCAGUCUCCUGCCUUUAAGAAGCACAAGCUGGUCGAAGCCUCCAAACAGCUACAAGAGAAGAUCUGCUCUCAACAUGAUGAAGUGAUGAAGAUCUACUGUCGUACUGACCACAGCUGCAUCUGCUAUUUGUGUACGAUGGAGGGACACAAAGGCCACGAUACCAUUUCAGCUGCAGCAGAGAGAAACCAGAAACAGUUUCAACUGAUGGCAAUGCAGAGGAGAUCUCAGCAGAGACUCCAGGAGAAAGAGAAGAAGCUGCAGGAGGUGAAACAGGCUGUGAAGACUCUUAAGAGCUCUGCACAGGCAGCAGUGGAGGACAGUGAGAGGAUCUUUACUGAGCUGAUCCGCUCCAUUGAGAAAAAGCGCUCUGAGGUAACAGAGCUGAUCAGAGCUCAGGAGGAGGCUCAACUGAGUGGAGCUGAAGAACUCCUGGAGCAACUGGAGCAGGAGAUUGCUGAUCUAAAGAGGAGAGACACUGAGCUGGAGCAGCUUUCACACACAGAUGAUCACGUCCAGUUCCUCCAGAGCUUCCAGUCUCUCUGUGUCUUUUCUGGAUCUGAGGACUCCUCCAGCCUCACUGUCCAUCAACAUCUCUCAUUUGAUGGAGUGAGGAAAUCUCUCUCUGAUCUGAAGGAGAGACUAGAGGAAUUCUGCAAGCAGGACUUCAGGAAAAUCUCUACACAUGCUGGAGUAGUUCAGACUUUACCCUCAGAGCCAAAAACCAGAGAUUAUCUACAGUCUCUUCAGAUGAUUUCACCCUCAGAGCCAAAAACCAGGGGUUUUCUACAGUGUGGAGAUACCCAACUGAAAAGAGAGCAUGAGACGCCUUCAAGUUCAGCGAGAGCUCCAGUUCCAGCAGUUCGAAUGAUUUUACCCUCAAAGCCAAAAACCAGAGAAGAUUUUCUACAGUAUUUCCGUAAGCUGACUCUGGAUCCCAACACCGUAAAUCAGUACCUCAUUUUGUCUGAGGAGAACAGAGUGGUGAAGGAUGGGUUCCAGCGAUACUAUGAUCACCCAGAAAGAUUUACCUACUGGCAUCAGGUGUUGAGUAAGGAGAGUGUGAGUGGACGCUGUUACUGGGAGUUUGAGUGGAGCAGUGUGGGACGGGGGUAUGUGUAUGUAGCUGUCUCGUAUAAAGAGAUCAACAGGAAAGGAUGCAGUAACACCUGUGGGUUUGGACAAACCAAUGAGUCCUGGACUCUGCGGUGCUCUUUCCCUCUUACCCUCUAUCACAACAAUGGUAAGACUGAUAUCCCAGGCCGAUCAUCAUCCAGAAUAGGAGUGUAUGUGGAUCACAGUGCAGGAAUCCUGUCCUUCUACAGCGUCUCUGACACACUGACCCUCCUACACAGAGUCCACACCACAUUCACUCAGCCGCUCUAUGCUGGAUUCAGGGUUUUUAGGGGAAUGGUGAGGUUAUGCGAUCCUGAAUAAUGGGUCUAUAAUGUUAGGACAGGUAAUACAUGGAUUAGAAGAAACAUUUGCAUUGGUGCAGUACUGAAUUAGUUGGAUUUAGUAGGGAUGCUCCAUCAUGUCCCUCGAUCACCUCCAGCUGAGUAGCCCAUCGCUUCUGAAGUCGUCCACUUUGUUUUCAAGGCAGAGAGCAUAAAGGAAUGGCUGAACUUUUGGGACUCCUGCCACGAUGUAGCCGGGCUGAGGAGCUGCCUGACUCAGUCACUGUGGCAGAUUUCUGGCCUUGUUUGCGCAGCACACCGUGGACCAGAUUCUCCAGAUUCGUGGACCAGAUGUUCCAACAGUGUCUGUUGGAUGGGAAGCAGUACAUGGGACACACACAUAUGAGACCAAUGACUUGAGAAACACAAUAAAGCUGAAGUUGGUUUCUCUUUUCAAAUUUUCCGCUCCACCUUAAAUGGUGAAGCAGCAUUCAGGUGCCAGAAUGUAACUGCUGCUCCAUUUACAGUGAAGCUAAAAUAUAGGAAUGAAAAUCUGCCAAAUAGAGCUUUGUAGAAAUGUAAAUUAGAAAAGUAAGAUUUUACCACUGUUUUCGCUGACAUAGUUUUCUCUAUAUAUUAUUCAGUGUUGUGUUUUUUUUUUUUUUACUAUUUUGCACAAUUUAUGUUUCUGAUUUACCUUGGAUGUUAAAGUGGGUCAAAUUGAGGGGACGAACACAUCAAAUUAGAUGUUUCUCUGUGUUUCUAUUAAUAUCUCUGUAAUAAGACUGCAGAAAUAUGCUUCAAACAGCUCUGUCUAUAUUUAGCAUGAAACUGACCAACGGGCGCUCAGGAAAUCACUAAGGACUUGACCCUCAUGCAGCGAUGAAGAGAACAUUUGUUCACUAUUUUAUUCACACAUUCCACUACUUUUGUGAACGUAAGACUUUGCUAAACCUUUUUUUCAAGCACCAAAACAAUUUAUUCACAUGAGUAUAGCUGUGUUUUCACAAGAGAUAUUAAGAAUUUCUAAAUCCGGAUUCCCUUUGUUUUCAGCUUUCAGAGAGAGGUUGCACAUUUUCGUGGGAAAAGGAAUGUAGAAUAUUCACACGUUGCUGGUUUACUUUAAAUAAACCAUUUUCCCACA
Messenger RNA from Pygocentrus nattereri (red-bellied piranha), 3477 nucleotides. RefSeq names its product E3 ubiquitin/ISG15 ligase TRIM25-like. Gene Ontology annotation, molecular function: protein binding; zinc ion binding. The coding region runs from base 550 to 2373 and encodes 607 amino acids. The transcript has 9 exons. NCBI's taxonomy places the organism in Eukaryota, Metazoa, Chordata, Actinopteri, Characiformes, Serrasalmidae. The record is from RefSeq and is a predicted model, not a curated record.